AGGGCUUAUGUUCGCUGGGUUGCACAGGCAUUACAGGGAGUUUGAAGGGGAGCAGGACAGGGAGCGUAUGCUCGUGUCCGUGGGGAUACAGACCAGGUCACUGUCUCUGCGCGCCCGGUGCAGUUGUUUCCAGUGAACUUCACGUGUAGUUUAGGCCGCCUUGGUUCCCAAUGCCGCUGCAGAAGGACACCCUGAAAGAGGUCUGGACCUCAGACAGCAUCAACGAUGAAAGGGUGAAUACCGAGAGGCCACUGAAGGUGAGUCCUGGGAAUGUAUGUGUGACAAUGACACGGUGCACCUCUUCCUGUGGGCUUGCCUGUCCUGGGGGAAGGACAGGCGCAGUGUCAUCAUCCUCAAUUGAGUCGCCACCCGUUUGCAGCAGCGAUGAGUCAAGUGACCCUCCCCCCCCCCAUCCCGGAUGACACCGACUGACGCUCCUCCAGGGCCGAUCUGCUCUUAGCGCUAAUCUUCUUAUUGUCCACUCCUUUCUGCUCACGGAGCCUCACUAAAUAGAGCUUUCCACGCAAUUUCCCAGCUCAUCUCUUCAUGGUCACCUGCCGACUUCGCUUCAUUUGACAUUCGGUGUUUGCGUUCUCGGACCAGAGCUGGUCCGUCCCCUGAGCAGACGACACAGGACUGACCAUGUCAGCAGAGAAGCGUUCUCACCCUGAAACCCAAAUCAGAAACCCAAGAAGAAAAAGCAGGAUGUGGAUCUGGUCCAGACAAACAGCACCAAUGCUAAGUCCAAGAAGAAGAAGGACAAGAAAAGUGAGGACGUCUCAGAAGAAGAGAGCCCUGUCAUGAAAGAUGGAAAGAAAGUAAAAAAAAAGAAAGCAGAGAAGGAGAAGAAAGAGCAAGAGAAAAAAGCUGAACCAAAAAAGAAGACAAGAAGUGCCCCCAAGAAAAAGAAAAGUGUAGACAGCGAGGAUGAUGACGACGACGAGAAAGAUGAGGACGAUGCCACUCGGAAGGUCAAGAAGAAGGUCACAAAGGAGAGCACGCCAGCCAACGGCAAGGAGAAGAAGCCAGUUAAAGAGAACAAAAGCGAGUGUGACUCCAAAGCGAAAUCAGCAAAGCCCAAAAAGAAUGAGGCCACCACCCUGUUUCACAUAAAUGGCGAGAAGCCAGAGGUCAAAGGCAAAAAGAAAGCCUCAGCACCCCAGUCAGACAGUGAGCAGAGUGAACCGGAUGAUAAAUCCAGCAAGGUGAAGAAGAAGACUGAUGUCUCGCUGUUCCAGGUAGGAGGGGACAAGGAGAAGGAGAAGGAGAAGGACAAAGACAAAGACAGGAAGAAGAAGAAGAAAGGUCAGCCAGUAGUUAGGACAGUCGGCUCUCCUGAUCAAACCUUAAAAGGUGACCCCAUGUGGCUGAGUUUGUCCCAACAUACGGACGUACAUAGCCUUUCUCACCCAACAGGGCCUUCGAAAGGUGAGGACAGUGAGGUAGAGGAGGAAGAGGAGGAGGUCACGAAGAAGAAGAAGGGAAAAGGAAAGAAGGGGAAAAAGGAAGAACGGGUACCUUCCCCUGUCAUCGAGGUCGACAACCUGGAGGAGUUUGUGCUCCGGCCUGCCCAGCAGGGCGUCACAGUGAAGUGCAGGGUGACUCGAGACAAGAGGGGCGUGGACCGCGGUCUCUACCCCACCUACUACCUACACUUGGACAACGAGAAGAAGGUAUUUUUAUUAGCUGGCAGGAAGCGCAAAAGGAGCACCACCUCCAACUACCUGAUCUCCAUUGAUCCGACAGACCUGUCACGAGGAGGAGAGAACUUCGUAGGAAAGCUCAGGUCCAACCUCAUGGGGACCAAGUUCACUGUGUUUGACAAUGCGGUCCACCCAGACCGGGCCCUUCCUGACAUGUCCAAUGCCCGCCAGGAGCUGGCUGCCAUCAUUUAUGAAACCAAUGUCCUGGGAAUGAAAGGACCGCGGAGGAUGACCGUGAUCAUUCCAGGGAUGGACAAAGACAAUGAACGCGUCCCGAUUCGACCUCGAAGUGAGAACGACGGUCUAUUGACCCGCUACCAGAACAGGAACUUGGAGAACAUGAUCGAACUUCACAACAAGACGCCAGUUUGGAACGAUGAGACGGCGUCGCAUGUGCUCAACUUCGCUGGCCGGGUGACUCAGGCCUCCAUCAAGAACUUCCAGAUCGUCCACACGAAGGACGUGGACUACAUUCUGAUGCAGUUCGGCCGGGUGGCGGACGAUGCAUUCACACUGGACUACAGCUACCCUCUGUGUGCAGUGCAGGCCUUCGCCAUAGCUCUGUCCAGCUUCGACGGCAAGAUAGCCUGCGAGUAGCGGGGGGACGGCCUGCUGUCA
Molecule: messenger RNA, 2321 nt
Organism: Paramormyrops kingsleyae
Lineage: Eukaryota; Metazoa; Chordata; Actinopteri; Osteoglossiformes; Mormyridae
Source: RefSeq, a predicted model, not a curated record